AUGACAACUAGAAAAAGAAGGGAGAGUAUACAGAGAGUGAUUGUUGUUCUACAAGGUGAAAAAGUCGCCACCGAGAAUACAGGCAUCGCGCCGCUGUGGAGGGCGUCAAAAUAUGUGACUAAUACGGAGGAUGAAAUUUUAGUUCUCACCCUCCUCUCCUGGGAUGGAUCCGGACCGUCUUCUAGUAAAGGCUUUCACGGAGAACACCGGUGUAAUUAUGCAAGUGAAGAAGAUCCGUAUAUCAGGUUCCUUCGCCAAGAGAUCAGCCAAAGGAAGGAGGAUUACAGGCGAAUUUGCAGGCCUUUUUAUGAAAGAUGCAAAAGCAAUGGAGUUAAGUUUCUGGUAAAGAUUGCAGUAGGCUUCCAACCAAAGGAUAUCAUAAGCGAAGAGGCAAACAAUGUUGGAGCUACUUGGAUUAUCAUAGAUAGUUCCAUUGCAAGACACUUGACUUUCUGGCUGAAUGGCAUUGAAUGUAAUGUAUCAUUGGUGAGUGAUGAGGAAGAGGCCUUGGUUCACGAUCACUUGCUAGCAAAGGAUGAGAUAGAGAGCUCUAUGCUUAUGGAAGUAACCCAUAAUCGCAAGUCUCCAAAGCUGAUGAAGGGAUCAAUAUCAAAAGAGGAACAGUCCAUUUGUCACUGGCCAAGCACAAGUGGAGAAAUUGAACAGGAAACAAUAUGUGAGCCACUCAUUGAAAACAAAACUCCAGGACUCGUUGAGCCCACUGGAACAAGUGAUGUUCCAUACAGUUACUUUAGCGCAAGAGUUUCUGAGGUUGAUUUUAUGGUAGAAAGGCCAAAGCAGCUAAGCUGGGAAGUGCCUGUAUUUGUUAAGGAGUUGGCGGCAUAUUCUAGAGGCAUUCUGGAAGCAGAAAUGAGAGCGGCCUUGUCUAUGUACCAUAAGAACAUAAUGGUUCUUACAGGCCCGGAAAGAAGGGAAUUAAAAUUUCAAGCUAGACUGAAGAUUGCCAUAGGUAUAGCACAAGGUGUUCGAUACAUGCAUGAAGAAUGUCGACAAGGGCCCGUUGUCCAUGGUGAAUUGCAGCCCCGCAACAUUUUUCUACGGCCUGAUUUGCAGCCCAUGAUUUCUGGCUUUGGAAAGGCUAGAUGGCUUCAUUAUGAACAAGUAUCAUCAAACUCCAAGAAUAUGUACUUUCUCAUGGAUCCUUUAGGCCAUGAAUCUAUGGCAAUGGUGAAAAGCGAUGUCCUAUCAUUUGGAGUUCUGCUCUUGAGACUGUUUUGCCGAACAUCAGCCCCUGAGGAUGACAAAAGUAUAAUUGAGUGGGCCCGGCCAUUGAUGGUGAAAAGAAAAUUCCAUGAGCUAUUGGAGGAAGACUCAGACUUCUCGGACAUGCAUGGGAUUUACAGAGUGAUGGCUGCUGCAACUGCAUGUACGAGGACUGAGCCAAUUUCUCGACCCCAUAUGGCUCAGGUAAUCCGCCUUCUUAAAGGAGAGCAGCUCUGUGACAUGCAAUGUUGGGAGUAA
This is a messenger RNA of Durio zibethinus, 1482 nucleotides long. The record is from RefSeq and is a predicted model, not a curated record. NCBI's taxonomy places the organism in Eukaryota, Viridiplantae, Streptophyta, Magnoliopsida, Malvales, Malvaceae.